AUGAGGAAAUGGGAGAAUAGGAAUCGUGGGUUGAGGGAGCUGCAGGAGGUGGCCGGCUCUUCGAGAACAAGAGAACAGCUUGUGCCAAGGCUGGGAGGGAGAGCUGGAUAUGACUGGUGGGCCAGCAGCAAAGCGCAGAGUGGGCAGGAAGAGGCUGGGGAGGCCCACCGGGGUGUGGCUGAAAGCUCUUUGAGGACUAGGGGCUGGGGUGGGGACAGCUGUGCUGUGACAGCCUCUCCUGCUCCAGUCCUGCAGCUGGUGAGCAGUGAGAGGGACUUGGUUCUGGUGAAGGAGGCGCUGAGCUGGUACGACGCCCAGCAGCACUGCCGGCUGCACUACACAGACCUCGUUGACCUGCAGCCAAGUAGCCUGUGGAAGCUCUACUCCCUCAUGACCAGCACCCCGGCUUGGAUUGGCCUCUUCUUCGACGCAAGCACUUCUGGCCUGAGAUGGUCCAGCGGCUCCACAGUCACAGCCCUGGAGUGGGGCCAGAAGCUACCCGAAUUUGGGGUGGGCUUCUGUGCCAUGCUGUACACUUGGCUGAAAUUACCCAACAUAGGGGCUGCCUCCUGCACAGACCAGAAGCCCUUCCUCUGCUACUAUGGUGUGUUCGCAUUCAUAUUUCAGGCUUGGUCUUUCCCCCAGGGACCUCUCUCUGUUGCCCAGGCUGGGGUGCAGUGGUGUGAUCAUUGCUCACUGUAACCUCCAACUCCUGGGCUCAAGUGAUUCUCCUGCCUCAGCCUCCUGAGCAGCUGGGACUACAGGUGCAUGCCACCACACCUGGCUAAUUAAAAACAAAACAAAACAAACAAAAAACCAACCUUAAUAGAGACAGGGUCUCUCUGUGUUGCCUAGGCUGGUCUCAAAUUCUUGCCUUCAAGUGAUCCUCCUGCCUUAAGUCUCCCAAAGUGCUGGGAUUAUAGGCAUGAGCCAUGGGGCCUGGCCCGGUGUUGCUUUUCAAUAGCAAAUGAUGGGGUGGGGAGAGACAGAGAGAGAAGCGCCCUUUCAGAGGAUAACUGGUCAGGACUUUACUCUUUUUGCCAUAUCACUUUCUCUCUGUGACCUCUAUUUCUAUUUCCUCUGCACCCCUAUUCGAAGACCUCAUUAAAAAAUUGGGUGUAAGUCAGGAUAGAAUAAAAAUAAAAUCUGGA
Molecule: messenger RNA, 1151 nt
Organism: Nomascus leucogenys (northern white-cheeked gibbon)
Lineage: Eukaryota; Metazoa; Chordata; Mammalia; Primates; Hylobatidae
Product: putative C-type lectin domain family 20 member A
Exons: 1
Coding region: 1-702 (233 amino acids)
Source: RefSeq, a predicted model, not a curated record